AUGUCGGCAAAACCAAGGUACUUAACAGACUCCGAGAGAGCCAAAGUGCUUGAAUUUCAAGACAUGAUUCACUACAGUCCUAGAUACAGUGACGAUACACACGAAUAUAGACAUGUUAUGUUACCCAAGAACAUGCUCAAAGUGAUACCUCAAGACUAUUUCAACCCCGAAACUGGGACAUUAAGGAUAUUACUUGAAGAGGAAUGGAGAGGAUUAGGUAUUACUCAAAGUUUGGGAUGGGUACAUUAUGAAACACAUGCUCCAGAGCCUCAUAUAUUGUUAUUCAAAAGACCAAUCAACUAUGGACAAUGA
Lodderomyces orthopsilosis Co 90-125 is the source of this 312-nucleotide messenger RNA. It is a transcript of the gene CKS1, whose product is annotated as cyclin-dependent protein kinase regulatory subunit. Gene Ontology annotation, molecular function: histone binding; protein kinase binding; cyclin-dependent protein serine/threonine kinase activator activity. The record is from RefSeq and is a predicted model, not a curated record. Gene Ontology annotation, biological process: regulation of mitotic cell cycle. The transcript has a single exon. The coding region runs from base 1 to 312 and encodes 103 amino acids. NCBI's taxonomy places the organism in Eukaryota, Fungi, Ascomycota, Pichiomycetes, Serinales, Debaryomycetaceae. Gene Ontology annotation, cellular component: cyclin-dependent protein kinase holoenzyme complex; SCF ubiquitin ligase complex.